AUGUGUGCCGGUUGCGGAUGUCAAAUAUUUGAUCAAUUUAUCUUAAAAGUAGCACCUAAUAUGGAAUGGCAUGCCGAUUGUUUAAAAUGUAGUGAAUGUGGACAAUAUUUAGAUGAAAAUACAACAUGUUUUGUUCGCGAUGGUAAAACUUAUUGUAAACUAGACUAUUCAAGAGCGGAGAUUCUAAAAUUAUUUACAUCAAAAUGUUCAAGAUGUCAUCAAUAUUUUACUAAAAAUGAUUUUGUUAUGCGUGCAAAAUAUAAAAUAUAUCAUACAGAAUGUUUUCGUUGUGAUAUAUGUGAUAAAUUAUUAUUGCCAGGCGACGAAUAUUCAUUGAAAGAGAAUGAGAUUUAUUGUCGUCAAGAUCAUGAUCAACUAGAAGAAACCAACAAAUAUCAAUUAGAAAAUAAUUCUAAAUCACCCACAACAUUGACAAAUGAUUGCAUCGAAUCAAAAAAUGGUAAAUGUCAUAUAUCAUCAGUCACAGCUCCAUCAACAAUAAACACUACAAUCAAUACUUCAUCGUCGACUGUUUCUCGGCCACCUCAGACAUCUUCAUCAUCUUCGACGUCUUCGUCAUCAACAACAACAGCAACCACAACAACGAAUAACGGUGGUAAUAAUGGCAGUAAUAAUCAACGUAAAGAUAAAACAACACGAAUGAGAACGGUUUUAAAUGAGAAACAGCUGCUAACAUUGAGAACAUGCUAUGGUGCAAAUCCAAGACCUGAUGCACUAAUGAAAGAACAAUUAGUUGAAAUGACCCAGCUUAGUCCUAGAGUCAUCAGAGUAUGGUUUCAAAAUAAACGUUGCAAGGAUAAGAAAAAAACUAUAUUAGCAAAACAAACACAAGAACAACAGAAAGUAUUAACUAGUCUUGGUCACGGUAUCCCAUUAAUUGCCUCUAGUCCCGUUCACAAUGACAUGUCUAUUGGUUUACCUCCACCAACGUUAGUUGAAUUCAAUAUCAAUGGUGGACCUUGGAAAACAAUGUCAGAAGCAUUCGUCUUAAACGGUCCACCACCUGAUUUUAAUGGCAUUGUUCCAACAAAUGCUUAUGAUAGUCUAAUGAGUUUUCCAUCGGACGAUGAGAGUUGUUUUGAUACAUCUCAAUAUAGUGAUCGUGGAAGUGAUGAUAGUCAAAAUGCACUUCACGAUGAAAGAUUAACACUACUAUGA
Messenger RNA from Didymodactylos carnosus, 1179 nucleotides. NCBI's taxonomy places the organism in Eukaryota, Metazoa, Rotifera, Eurotatoria, Philodinida, Philodinidae. The record is from the annotation of a GenBank genome assembly.